This is a messenger RNA of Fusarium oxysporum Fo47, 3015 nucleotides long. RefSeq lists its product as uncharacterized. The coding region runs from base 452 to 2767 and encodes 771 amino acids. Gene Ontology annotation, biological process: endoplasmic reticulum unfolded protein response. The transcript has 2 exons. The record is from RefSeq and is a predicted model, not a curated record. Lineage: Eukaryota; Fungi; Ascomycota; Sordariomycetes; Hypocreales; Nectriaceae.
UAUAAAUCAACCACCACUUUCAACACCUUCUGUACUCUCAUUUCACCAGAUCGUAUUUUCACAGUGAAUCACUGCAAUCUAUUUUGGCACAUAAUUCGUGUUGCUCGCAGCUGUCGCAUAUUGUCAUCCCUUUCUGUAUCAUCUGUCGUCAGACUCCCUUGGACAUGCGACCCUUUUAGUGUUAGUAAGACGACACAACCGACGUCAGUUAACGAGCCGGUGCUUUCUUUCAACACGCGAGCUCUCGUAGAUCGACAGCCACGAUUAGGAAGAGGCGAAACCCCAUGUUGUCGAUUACAGACUUAUGUUCCUGAGUCAUAAGUUCAUCCACAACGACCCGACCUGUCCUUUAUUCUUCGUCGCCAUUCCUUGAUCUCGAUACUUCAGGCCACUUCAUCCUCCCUUAGCUUACCUGCCUACCUGGGAGUGGCAUGCUAUUAGCUUGAUCAUCAUGGCUUCCGUGCCUUCUGCUACUCGUCCUCAAGACGAUGGGCCUUCCGUCGCCUCUACUGCGACGACUGACGAACAGACUGUUAACCUGCAGGUCCUGUCACCGUCUGUUGGCGUGAAUCGACCACUGCUUUUCCCGAACCUUGCUGCAAAUACUACAAUCAAGCAGCUCAAGGAUAAAAUUCGCCAGGCUCUCCCCUUGCGACCCGCCGACGACCAUCAACGAUUGAUUCAUAGGGGACACGCACUCGUUCGCGAAGCGGAUACACUAGUCGAUAUCUUUGGCGCUGAUGCGAUUCGCACUUCCGAGCAGCAGACGAUCCACCUUGUCCUUCGCGACAUGACCGAUAGCCCAUCUUCAACUCCCAAUGCGCCCUCUGCGCCACCGUCCCUCGCCGCUCCUGUUCCUGCACCUGCACCUGCGCGAGGUCCGAGCCCAACCGCUUCCGCACCACCAACACAUCCUCCACGCCCUCAACCCCAGCAACCCCAGCAACCCCAGCAACCCCAGCAACCUCACGGCCAACCUUUUGGAUACCAGAUGCCACCGGGGUGGCGGAACUCGAUGCCCCCAACUUCCAACCCGUUUCCUCAACCACGCAUGCCGUCGCCUUCGCCUUCACAUACUCCCGAGCAAGCGGCCGCCUUCCAACACCAACAUCAGAACAUGACACAGUGGUUGAACAGCAUUCAACGAGAGGCCAUGGCUAGAGCUCUCAACCAGAACCAACGAACGAGAGCUCAAAUGGGGAUGCGCGGCGUUGGAGACCCCAAUAACCCUGGAAACACUGGUGGAAACAAUAGUGGCCGAGCAAGCCCAGCGCCAGGCCAUACCGUUUACCGUGAGCACGUUGGACCAAAUGGGAGCACCUAUCAAUUCGAGACUGUGAUUCGGACUGUGGUACCUGGACAACAGGGUAAUGGUGGUGCUAGCGGCUCAAUGUCUCCAGCUGAUGUACAGAAUCUUUUUCGAAACGCUGAUAUCAACCAAGCUACGUCGGCAAUGGCCAGCGCAAUGCAACGAAGCGCUUCGAGCACCUCUCUUCACAAUCGACAUCAACAUGGAAUGACGGCGCCCAUGUGGCCCAUGUCCCAACCCAUGACCGGCAGUGGUCGUGGAACCCCUGAUUUGUCUCUUAAUCGACUCAGUACCACUGCAGCUCCCGGAAGUUCACAGACCAGACAAGGACCUGAGGUGUAUAUUCUCUCGUCGCCCGAGGGACCCAGAGCCUUGCUUUUGAACAAUACUAGUUCUGAAACGUAUAUCACCCCACGGUUGCGAACUCAGACGAGUCUACCUCACCUUCGACAAGCCGCUGCUCUCAGUAGUGCCGCUCUGGAUGCUCAGAGUCAGCUGCGAGCGAGACACCACCACCACCAUCAUCCUCAUCAUCACCACCAUCACCAUCCCCGUUCCCAGGUCGCGCCGCAGCCGAUACCUCAGCUCCAGGCACAAGGACGACCUCUGAACCUACAACCCCCCCAGCCUUUUCAGCAGCAAGCUCAGAACCUUGCGCCGCAGCAGCAACCCGCAUACCCGGCCCAAGCCCAAGGCCAAAACCAAGCGCAGGAACCGGACCCUGCGGCGAUCAUGGCUCCCCUGAUGCACCGGGGAAAUCCACCUAUGGCUGCGCUUCCGCCUCUCCUUAUGCAGCUUUGGCCGCAAAUCUGGCUACUGUUCCGACUGGUUCUGUUUGUCUGGUUCUUCACUUCCCCCAACGCAAGCUGGUCCAGAUGGUUCACCAUCAUUGUGAUUGCCGUGCUCAUCUUUUUGCUUAGUACUGGAAUAUUUAACGGCGUUCCAGAUCACGUUUGGCAGCCUUUGGGACGACACCUUGAAAAUCUGAUUCCCGCUGAGCCCAGACGUCGCCAAGCUAUCGCCGGAGAAGACCAGCAGAAUCAGCAGCCUCGACAAAACCCAGAUCCUACUGAAAUGGCACGUCGACUUGUAGCUCAGCACCAAGGUCCUGAGAGUUGGCUGUUAUCACAAGUCAGACGCGUGGAGAGAGCUGGUCUCUUGUUUCUGGCCAGCAUCGCACCGGGCGUUGCAGAAAGGCAUAUAGCCAACCUGGAAGCAGCUGCACGAGCAGAGAGAGAGCGCCGAGAAGCCGAGGAGAGAGAGGCCGAAGCUGCGGCGGCAGCUGCGGCAGCUCAGAACGAAGAGAGCCAUGAGAACCAGGACCAAGCUGAGAAUCUUGGUGAAGAGGCGACCACCAGCACUGGCACAGAGCACAACGUAGAAGCACAGACGGAGCAAGGAGUUCAGGAUAAUAACCAGCGAAACGAGCCAGCCAGGGAACAGCUUAUUCCCUUGUAGCGUUUUCCCUUACGAUGAUAAUUUAUUGGUUGAAAUGUGUUCAAGCGAGAUGCGGGAUGAGUGGAAAAGUUUAGACCAACGCUGCAUGUGACAAGCGUUGGAAUGAGGUGAAAAAUACUGGAGUUGGCGGUGUUUCUUUUCGUAUGGAAUCUGGCUUAUUCCAGUUUUCUUCUUAUUUCUUGCAUUUCUUCUAUCGACGAAGAGAUUUGCCACAGAAUAAAGUUGAGCCCAGGCCUUUUUGUUAUUUG